Clunio marinus is the source of this 210-nucleotide messenger RNA. NCBI's taxonomy places the organism in Eukaryota, Metazoa, Arthropoda, Insecta, Diptera, Chironomidae. The record is from the annotation of a GenBank genome assembly.
AUGAACAUCAACACCAUGAAAAAGAAUGAAGUUGAAGAUAAUUUAAUCAUUUUAUUAGUUAAAACAGAUGCAAGUUGUUCUCAAAUUAAGAUUAAAGCUUUAGAAAGGCUGAAAGAGUUGAUGUUGCUUGAAAAAUCUACAACUUUAUGGGAAGAAAGCUUUUGGUCUACCCAAGUAGAUCUUAGAAAGAACUCGCGGAGUAAUCAAUAA